AUGGUUUCAAGAACAAAACCAGACCUUUUGUCGAACUUACCUGAUUGCCUUUUGGUUCUAAUCAUCUCUUUCUUGCCUUUCAAACAAUCUGUACAAACGAGUGUUCUUGCUAAGCGAUGGAGGAAUCUUUGUCGUGAAACAACAAACCUCGUAUUCAAAGAGUCUGAAUUCAUCAACCAAUCUGUGGUCGAUAUAGAGACCAAGAAGUCUGAGAGAGCUUUGUUUGCGGGCGUUAUGCAUGAAUGGAUCUCGAGGUUUACUGGUAAAACCAUCGAAAAUUUUGAACUUUGUCUACCUGAACCAGUGGGUUUCGAGGCAGAUAUUAUAUCUUUAAUCGAGUUUGCUGCCUCCAAACAAACCAAAAAUCUAGUUCUUGAUUUGUCAAGCCCUAAUUCGAGAGAACCUGGUGCUAUACAUAUAAUAAUGCUCGUGAAAUUUCAAAACAAUAUAUUGGAUAUCACUCGUCUUUUUUUCAAUCUUAUAUAUGUUAGGAACUUGACGAUCUGCCCAUUUCUUCUUGAGAUGAUCCAAGACUGUGACGAUCUUAUGGAAUUGCACGAACCGAUGAAAACACAACAUUUAGUGAUUAAGACACAUAUGUACCCACAUGAGUUCGCUGGAAUGACUAUAUUUCUCAAUAGCUGUCCGGAACUGGAAUCUCUCACGUUCGAUACGGAUACUACUGGGCCUAUCGUGAGACGUUCGCCGCCAAUAGAUCCAAAAACGUUUUGGCUCAACAACAAAACCUAUGAGUGUUUGGAAAGGACACUUAAGGUUGUGAAAGUAAAAAACUUUCGUAGCAAGUCGAACGAGUUACAUGUGUUGCAGUACCUGAUCCGAACCGGACGUGUGAUGGAACAGCUUGACCUUUAUGAGGCUAAGGGACUGAACGAUGAUAAAAGGAUGUUGGUACUGGCUGCAGCCGAGGAGAUGCAGCAGAUUGUGAAGAAAUGUUCUAGGCAUGUGCGAGUUACUCUACACAAUGCUUGAUCAAUGAAGCAUUUUCUAGAUCUUCGAGUGGAAACUGGAACUUGAUAUUUGCUAGUUAUAUCUUCUUAAUUAAAUAUUAAGGGUGGAUGUUCCCCUUGUUUGCUUAGUUUGAGGUUUAUUUGUUGUACUUGUUUGGUUUGGUUUGGUUUAA
Messenger RNA from Raphanus sativus (radish), 1141 nucleotides. RefSeq names its product putative F-box/LRR-repeat protein At5g54820. The record is from RefSeq and is a predicted model, not a curated record. NCBI's taxonomy places the organism in Eukaryota, Viridiplantae, Streptophyta, Magnoliopsida, Brassicales, Brassicaceae. The transcript has 3 exons. The coding region runs from base 1 to 990 and encodes 329 amino acids. Gene Ontology annotation, molecular function: protein binding.